CGCGCACUGCGCAGGGCCCCAUUGGUUAGCGCGAGGAUAUAAAGUUCCGCAGUGAUUCUCCUCAUUGAUCUGCUUUCCACUCUUCCGACUCCACACACACACACACACACACACACGGACUUUACCGUCACCGCUUCGCUCCGCUGGCAGUCGUCCGCAUCAUGAAGGAAAGGAGACUCGCGCAGCCGCGCGUCGCGAGGUGUAAACUCGUGCUGGUCGGGGACGUCCAAUGCGGUAAAACUGCGAUGUUACAGGUUGUGGCCAAGGACUGCUACCCAGAGAAUUACGUCCCCACUGUGUUCGAGAACUACACGGCCUGUCUGCAGCUGGAAGACCAGCGUGUGGAGCUCAGCCUCUGGGACACAUCAGGCUCUCCGUACUACGACAACGUCCGACCCCUCUGCUACAGCGACUCCGACGCAGUGCUCCUGUGCUUCGACGUCAGCCAGCCGGACGCGGUGGACAGCGCGCUGAAGAAGUGGAAAGCCGAGAUCCAGGACUUCUGUCCCAGCACGCGGAUCCUCCUCGUCGGCUGCAAGACGGACCUGCGCACCGACGUGUGCACUCGCAUGGAGCUGUCCAACCAGAAGCAGAGCCCCGUCUCCCACGAGCAGGGCUCGUCCUUGGCCAAGCAGCUCGGGGCAGAGGCCUACCUGGAGUGUUCGGCCUUCACGUCGGAGAAGAGCAUCCACAGCGUCUUCCGUAGCGCGGCCCAGGCCUGCCUGAACCAACUGCAGCCCGCCAGCAGGCCCAGCCCCGUCCGCCGCCUCUCCAAGAGAUUACUGCACCUGCCCGGCAAGACGGAGCUGCUGUCCUCCACCUUCGGCAAGCACAAGUCCAAGAGCUGCGCCGUCAUGUGAGCGCGGCCCGAGGUCGUCCCCCCGGGGCCGGGGGGGGCGGGCGAAGGACAAGCAGGUGGUUCGGCGAGGGGCCGGAGGGUAUGCAAAGGAAAGAGAGUGACACUUUUCUGCAGCGCAUCUCUCUCUCUCUCUUUGCAGCAUCCUCCCCAAACUCCACGACAACCACUUUAAAAACAAAAAAAACAAAAAAAAAUGUUUGCUACGCUCUAUAUUAAACUCUGACGCUGAACCUUCGGAUCAUGACAUAUCAAUUACAAAUAUCUGUACAAAGAGAGCAGCCAGGUCCCUCAGAGAGUAAGAACGGUGCCUCCCCUUCUGCCGUUUGACUCCAUUCCCCCGAUGGGAAGUGUUGUAAAUUCUGAUCGCGGAGCCCCUCCCCAUCCAUCUCUUUUUCUGAACGUCUCUUUAAGGUCACAGUGGGCUGAAUGAUGAAAUGAAAAGUAAAAUCUGACAGUUAUAGCACCUAGUCAAACCCCUGAAUCCCCCCCCCCCCUCACGGUAUUUCCUUUGGGGAAUUAAUGCCGACAGUGGAGAAAAAACGUUAAUUCUGAGCGUGUUUUUCUCAGAUCCUAGACCAGCUCUUCAUGGCCUCGCUUUAGGAGAUUCCAGCUCUUGUCCCAUCUCCACAAGCUACUCCUUGAAAGAUUUAUUUUCAGCCACCCACCGGACUGUUUUUUGUACCAAAUGGAAGCCGAAAAAAACAUUUUUCAUGAUCCUGUGCCUCAUUGAUAAUUUUUGUGGAAAAAGUCCUCAAAUUUGAGCUUUGGACUGUAAAGGUGUAAUGGAUUGGUUGCAGGUACGAACUGGAUGCCGCCGCUGUUCCCUCGACACCCUUUUUGUUAUUUUUGAGGAUUGUUGCAGAAAAUCACAUCUGUGGCAAACAAAAGCUUGUGAUACCAAGUUGACACCAAGUGUCAAGCCGAUCUUUACAAAUUAUUCGCGAUUUGUAUGAUUUUAGUGUAAAUGCAGCAGUCAGAAUUUUCUUUGAUUUUGGCCUCAUAACCUUUAUUUCCUCCCACCAACCUCUAUAGUCUCACAUAGCCUAAACAAAAUAUCUUCCGAAAUAGUAUUAUAUAGAUUAUUGUCCACAGUUACCGAUGAUGCACCUGCUUCCGAUCCCAUAGCUGCAUUCACACUAAAUGUCCAAGAGAUGAGAUGAAAGGUUGUGAGGUUGACUUGAGUCACAGGCUGGUCCUGUCUGAAGAAAGGCGGGGAGGGUUUUAUGCUUUCAAAAUUUUAUAUUUCCACUUCCCCAAAAAGCGUCUUGAUGCAUGAUGAUUUUUUUUACUCAUAGUUUGUUUAAUUCCCGCUCGUCUUCCGGCAUCAGUGGCCGUUGGACAGCUCGGCUAAUGGAGGCCUUGAUGAUUUGCCUGGAUGUACGCAGCUCUGGAAUUCCACGUGUUGCCUGGCAACCGUGUGAGCAGGGCUGGGGGCUCGGGGGGCGUGAGCGGGGUUUCCUCACAGAGAGAGGGACGACCUGGCCUUUUUUAUUCGUAGCAUUAGACGGAAGACGGCCGGGACCCGGGGCCUCGCGGCGUCCAGAGGGGCGUCCCCUGCUCUGCUGGAAGUCGAUGUUUCCAACGAGCUCCGCUUGAGUUCAAACACGCAGACGACAUUUUACCCUUUUUCUCGCUCGUCAGACGAGCUCGUUUCGCUGUACGUUUCCUUCUCUGCUACCAGAACCGAUUAUUGGGAAUCCCCCUAAAAUAGAAUGUUAUUGUAAGAGAAAAACUAAAAUGUUUGUGUCGAGUUGCAUUUUAUGGCUUUAAAUUAUUGACUGAAUUCUGUAUUUGUUAUUCUUACAUGCUACUUUCAUUUAACUCUUAAUUUAAAUAAAUAUGAAUAAAUAAGUAAAUUUGCAAAUGUU
Messenger RNA from Pungitius pungitius (ninespine stickleback), 2727 nucleotides. RefSeq names its product rho-related GTP-binding protein Rho6-like. The coding region runs from base 162 to 860 and encodes 232 amino acids. The transcript has 5 exons. Gene Ontology annotation, cellular component: cytosol. Gene Ontology annotation, biological process: small GTPase-mediated signal transduction. Lineage: Eukaryota; Metazoa; Chordata; Actinopteri; Perciformes; Gasterosteidae. The record is from RefSeq and is a predicted model, not a curated record. Gene Ontology annotation, molecular function: GTP binding; GTPase activity; protein kinase binding.